AUGUACGCUGAGUAUGAUGAGUCUGAGGACACUGAGAUGUACGAAGAUGAACUUUACCACGAGGAGUCAUCCAGUGAGCAGAGUGUUGAUAGUGAGGUGGAGUUUCAUCUCUACAGCCAGAUCCACUAUUCCCAGAACCUUGAAGAAAUGAGCACACUGGAGAUAGAUGAAGAAGCUGAUGAUACAGAAGUCACAGGUCUAACUGAGAAACAGGAUGAAGAUGAGACAAGCCCUGAAUUCACUGAUGGUGGUGCUCAGCUCUCAGCCGACCCUGAGGUCAUCAUCCUGUCCGACACAUCAGAUGGAGACAGCAUCUACAAAAGCAAAGCAGAGACGCCAAGAGGCUCUUCAGCUCGAGAUAAAGUCCACCCAGGAUCUUCCACGCCGAGCCACGCCAAAACUGCUGGACACAGUUCCCUGUGUCCCUCUGGAUCAGGCAUGGUUGUGCCAAGGCAGAGGAAAAGCACUGGGGGGAGGCCUAGCCCCGUCCGUGCUCCUGGUGCUAAUGCCGCCCACGACGUGUUGGUCAUAGAGGACAGCUCAGAGGAGGAGAGCUCAAGCUCGGACAGCGACAACGUGGAGAGCUGGAUGCUCCUGGGUGCUGGCGUGGAUGACAAGGACAGAGACAUCAUGCUGAACCUUGAGGGCUGUUCCACUCCUGUCAGCGAAG
Messenger RNA from Acanthisitta chloris (rifleman), 670 nucleotides. Its product is annotated as zinc finger CCHC domain-containing protein 7-like. The transcript has a single exon. The record is from RefSeq and is a predicted model, not a curated record. The annotation marks the transcript as partial. NCBI's taxonomy places the organism in Eukaryota, Metazoa, Chordata, Aves, Passeriformes, Acanthisittidae.